AGAAUCGAAAUGGCUGAAGAAGCAGUCGAGCAAACUUCUGGAAUCCUUCAGGAAAUUUUCACGUCGCCACUGAACAUCAGUUUGCUAUGUCUUUGUUUGUUCCUACUUUACAAAAUCAUCCGCGGAGACAAGCCUGCAGACUAUGGCCCGGUUGAGGAGCCGCUGCCUAAACUCAAGAAAAGAGAUUUCACUUUAGCAGAUCUGCAAGAGUACGAUGGACUGAAAAACCCAAGAAUCCUGAUGGCUGUCAACGGGAAAGUAUUUGAUGUUACAAGAGGGAAGAAAUUCUACGGUCCAGAGGGCCCUUACGGAGUCUUCGCGGGCAAGGAUGCGUCCAGAGGCCUGGCUACGUUCUGUUUGGAGAAAGAGGCCUUGAAAGACACUCAUGAUGAUCUCUCCGAUCUCAAUGCCAUGCAGCAGGAGAGCCUGAGCGAGUGGGAGACCCAGUUCACACAGAAGUACGAUUACAUCGGGAAGCUUCUCAAACCUGGAGAAGAACCUACAGAGUACACAGAUGACGAGGAAGUCAAGGACAAAAAGAAGGAUUAGAGCGGACCCAAACCAUGACCUAGUUUUGUUGCCGUCUCUUGUUUUGUCUGAUGAACAUCCAUGUCAUUUCAUGUACAUCACCGUGACCUUAAUUACCACGUCACAUUUAUAAAUAGAAUUUCGUAUCACUGUAUUCAUUAAACAAUUGUUAUAUCUACAACAACUGUGAGUUAUAAUCAUGUCUUAAGGAGAACUAUUGGGUAAAUAUGUUCAUCGUAGCCCUGCAGGAAUAUAUAUGGCUUGCUGUAAAUACGGGACACAAUUUCUCACGCUUGUUAUUUGUUUGUUUGCUCCAGAUUUUUAACUUACCAGAGAUCAUCUAAACCAAAUACACUAAAACACACUAGAAUACUUUUAAAUGAGCGUCGCAUUAAAAAAGGCAAGAGAUGUCAUUCAGGAGGGAACUGUCUCAACGGUUUCCCUGAGUUAGAUUAAAACUUGACCGAUACUAAAGAGGUUGUGAUAUGCUAGUCUUAAUAUCUGCUCAGGAUGUUUGUAGAUUAAAUGUAAUGUAACAUUCCAUAAGAUUAUGUUUUCAGCUUUGUUACCGAUACAAGUAUUUGCAAAACACCUUUUCUGUUCAUUAUUAAAGAUUGUGAUUUA
Messenger RNA from Danio rerio (zebrafish), 1152 nucleotides. RefSeq names its product progesterone receptor membrane component 1 (gene pgrmc1). The record is from RefSeq and is marked provisional. Lineage: Eukaryota; Metazoa; Chordata; Actinopteri; Cypriniformes; Danionidae. Gene Ontology annotation, cellular component: extracellular region; endoplasmic reticulum membrane; mitochondrial outer membrane.